AAACAUGUGUGAUACAUCAUUAAGGCUAAAAUUACAAUUAAAAUACAAACAAACUGACAUUCAAAUAAUAGAUUUGAAAUGGCAGGAUAUUGAUAAAUAUAUAACGGAGGGUUUCCCGCAGCCUGAUAUAAUUAUUGCCGCUGAUAUUCUCUACGAAAGCGAUUCGUUUGAUUCGUUGACAUUAGGAUUAAAGCAUCUUUUAACAUUAAAUAAUUAUGCUGUAUUCGCUGCCACAAUUCGCAAUGAGAACACUAUUUCGCAGUUUUUGGAGCAUUUAGGAAAUCACAAUCUUGCUUUUGAAGAGUGUACCUCACCAAAAUGGACUAUGUCAAUACAAUCGAUUAAUUCGCCUGUUCGAAUAUUAAAGAUUUUUCGGAAGAUUUGAUAUGGUAAUUUUAUUCCGAAUGAUAUUAUCGACUUAUUUACAAUUAGGAGAUAAUCAGACUAGGAAGGCAAUUAAACGGGUGAAUUUAUUAAUAACCUUAGCCUAAAUUCCUACAUAUAUAAAUAACAAAGUGUUAAAAAUAUGUAUAAAAGUAUUAAAUAUGAAAUAGAUUUUGUAUGUAUCUAUUAUAUAA
Molecule: messenger RNA, 578 nt
Organism: Formica exsecta
Lineage: Eukaryota; Metazoa; Arthropoda; Insecta; Hymenoptera; Formicidae
Exons: 2
Coding region: 5-385 (126 amino acids)
Source: RefSeq, a predicted model, not a curated record